GGAAUACUAGACUCUUGCUGUGAAAGCAGUAGUACCACAAAUUCACUAGAAAAAGUGCAGUUCCAGAAACUUCACUUUUCUCCGAGGCAUCCUUCUGGGGCCCAUUUUAGAGUUAGAUUUACAUGUUGCCCCUAUUUCCCAAUGAAUCUUCUACAGACCCCACCCAGGUUCUUUUCCUGAUCCUUAUUCCGAGUUCUACCCCACAGGCCACUUCUGACCUCAUAAUCCCUCCACUGCAACCUCAGGCCCCACCCCCUAGCGAUGCUGGUUAUCUACAACUGCCCAGAGCUAACUGCCCAGAGCUCUCUCCCGUCUUCCCUGGCCUGCACUUCCUUUAGCAUGUGAUCCACCUGCCUCUCCAAUCCCCCAACCCCAUGGAUUUCCCAAGGUCUCCAGAACACCCUCCUUCCUCAUGACUCAUCAGGCCCUUUCUGAAAAGUAAGAUCUUGACAGCAUGUUCAUCUACAUCACAUAUGGAGAUGAUCAGACUUUAAUUGCCAAUACCAAUUGUGCUGUCUACCACCUGCUGUAUUACGUCCGCAGAAAACUGGGGUUGUCUAAAAGAGGCUCCAUCGAUUUGUGUGAUACAGCAGGAACAAUGAAGUUGUUUUUCCUGAUGAAGAAGCCUGGAGACUAUGCCAACAAAUACCUUACAUCUCGAAACACCUACUAUGUCUGUAGGGUGAUACGUGGGAAACCAGGAACCCAACAUGCCAAUGCCUUCCUAGCCUUUGUACCUCUCCUGAAGAAUCCAGAACAAGCAGUAGUCGAGGCCUUGCGCUUACAAUGUGCCUUAAUGGAGAGAAGCCGACUGAAAAUGCUUGCAAUCAAACAAGCCAGGAGACUAGCUAAAGCCGAAUCCGCUAGGAGCUUGGCAGCCAAAAAAGGUGGAACCAAGUCCACUCGCAAGGGCGCAGGCCAGAAGCUCAGGGUAAGCUUUAAAACUCCCACUCCAAAGCCGAAACGAAAACCAAAUAAAGUGACCAAGUGA
This is a messenger RNA of Artibeus jamaicensis (Jamaican fruit-eating bat), 991 nucleotides long. RefSeq names its product chromosome unknown CXorf65 homolog (gene CUNHXorf65). The record is from RefSeq and is a predicted model, not a curated record. The transcript is spliced from 6 exons. NCBI's taxonomy places the organism in Eukaryota, Metazoa, Chordata, Mammalia, Chiroptera, Phyllostomidae. Bases 455 to 991 code for a protein of 178 amino acids.